AUGAAGCGCUCUCGGCUCCGACGGAAUAGAAAGCCGGGAAGUGCCAGUGGCGAGGAUGAUAUAACUGCGACCACUACUAGCGACUCCGACCACCAGGGCGAUACUACUUAUGAGACGGAUCUAACGGAGCCGGACGAUGCCUCGAGCUCACGGAAACGUCUCCGGUCGGAUGAAGACUGCUCUACCUUGGAGCUAGGGCUCUUCAAUGACUUAGGUGAAUUCUACGAUGAUCCACUAGAUAAUGAUAGAGUUAAUCUCUCCGAGAUCCCUAAGGAUUUCGACAAGGCGCCCGGUACGCUUAAACGACGAGAUCAGAUUAAGGGCCGGUGGAAACGGUUAGUGAUAAUAGAGAUCUACCUUAUUUCCGUCUACUAA
Penicillium cataractarum is the source of this 375-nucleotide messenger RNA. RefSeq lists its product as uncharacterized. The transcript has a single exon. The coding region runs from base 1 to 375 and encodes 124 amino acids. NCBI's taxonomy places the organism in Eukaryota, Fungi, Ascomycota, Eurotiomycetes, Eurotiales, Aspergillaceae. The record is from RefSeq and is a predicted model, not a curated record.